AUGGCGGACGACGACUCCCAUCUCUCUCUAUCAACCCCGAACUCGAACUCAGCCCUCGGUUCAUCCACCUCACACUUCUACCCCUUCGCAACCUCACCAGAUAUCAUCCGCUCGCAUGAAAAGGAUGCAUUUCUUACAGGCAGCCUGAUUCAACAAUCGCAAGGCAUCGUCCGGGCUCUCCGCGGCGCCCGAUACGCCCACACCCAUUCCGACGCCAUAAAACAUCUCACAGAACUCCUCUACUUCUCCCUAACAACCGCCAUCGGCAACCGCACCCUAGGCGAAGAAUACUGCGACCUCGUACAACUAGAAGAUGACACCCUCCAAUUACCAUCAAUCGGCCGUCGCGUCGGGUACAUCUUAAGUAGCAUCCUAGUACCAUGGGCACUGCAGCGACUACUACCCGCGCUACGACAGAGAAUCCGCAACAAGCUCGAACGCAACAUUGCACGCCAGCAGUUACGAGCGGCGCAGCAGGCUGGCCUGCUCAACAAGCCGCAGUUCUCAACAACCCCGACUAAACGGCCGUUGUUUACGAAACUGCGCAUCCAGCAGUAUAUCCUUGAACACCUGGACUCCAUCACAUCGUUGUCGCCUAUUUAUGCACUGAGCAUUGCAACUUUCUAUUUCACCGGCUCGUACUACCAUCUCUCCAAGCGACUUUGGAGUCUGCGUUACGUUUUCACAAAGAAGAUCGAGGACAAUGAGCAGCGCAUCGGAUAUGAGGUUCUGGGCGUGGGAUUCCUGCACGCUCGCAAACUUGCCGCGAGCAUGAACGAAGAUGAGAGCUUGUCUGCGGAUGCUAGCCAGUCUCCUGGGCAGGGUGGGGCUGUUCUCACUUCAAUUCAAAACCCGUCUUCCAUCCCGCUUCUUCCUGCGUCGGUGCCUCUGUAUGAUCUCGAGGAGGAUCCUGGUGCUGUCUCGUGGAUCCCCGAGGGUCAGCAGCGGAAGUGUACUUUGUGCCUGGAAAUGUUCAAGGACCCUAGUGUAACGACCUGUGGACAUGUGUUUUGCUGGAUUUGUGUUCGGGACUGGGUUCGUGAAAAGCCCGAGUGCCCGCUCUGCCGACAGGAGGUCUUACUGUCUAAGGUGCUUCCUCUGAGAGGGUAG
Penicillium crustosum is the source of this 1110-nucleotide messenger RNA. RefSeq names its product ubiquitin-protein ligase peroxin 10 (gene pex10). Gene Ontology annotation, cellular component: peroxisomal membrane. The coding region runs from base 1 to 1110 and encodes 369 amino acids. The record is from RefSeq and is a predicted model, not a curated record. NCBI's taxonomy places the organism in Eukaryota, Fungi, Ascomycota, Eurotiomycetes, Eurotiales, Aspergillaceae. Gene Ontology annotation, biological process: protein import into peroxisome matrix. Gene Ontology annotation, molecular function: zinc ion binding. The transcript has 2 exons.